CCCCGCCCGCCGCCCCGCUCCGCCCGGGCGCUGUGGCGGCACCGCGUGCUCGGGCGCCGCUGCCCCGCUCCGCGCCCGCUCCGCGAUGGCUCCCGGAGUUACGGCGAUCCCGGCUGGACGCAGCUGAACGGCCGCCCGCGGGCGGGGGGACCCGCUCGCACCUCGCAUGUCCGCGGCGCCCGGGAAGUCGGAUGUGUACGGCCUUCCUCCCCCUCCUCCUCUCCUCCAUGGCCGUCGUGCUCCGGCUUCUCGGCCUCUCCGGGAGCGCUCCGAGGCCGGCGGGCAGCAGCGGCAGCUCCGCACGUCGCGAUCGCCGUAGCGAGGCUCGGCGCGGCUGCUCCCAGUGACCGCGCCCCAGCCCGGCCAUGUACCCCCAGGGCCGGCACCCGGCUCCGCACCAGCCGGGCCAACCGGGCUUCAAAUUCACCGUGGCCGAGUCCUGCGACCGGAUCAAGGACGAGUUCCAGUUCCUGCAGGCCCAGUACCACAGCCUCAAAGUGGAGUAUGACAAGCUGGCGAACGAGAAGACCGAAAUGCAGCGCCAUUACGUUAUGUACUACGAAAUGUCGUACGGUUUGAAUAUUGAAAUGCACAAACAGACAGAAAUUGCUAAAAGACUGAACACGAUUUUAGCCCAGAUCAUGCCUUUUCUGUCACAAGAGCACCAACAGCAGGUGGCCCAGGCUGUUGAACGUGCCAAGCAAGUGACAAUGACGGAGUUGAAUGCUAUCAUCGGGCAGCAGCAGCUCCAGGCCCAGCACCUGUCGCACGCUGCCCACGGCCCCCCGGUGCAGCUGCCCCCGCACCCCUCGGGGCUGCAGCCCCCCGGCAUCCCGCCCGUCAGCGGCAGCAGCUCGGGGCUGCUGGCCCUCGGCGCCCUGGGCAGCCAGGCUCACCUGGCCGUCAAGGACGAGAAGAACCACCACGACCUGGACCACAGAGAGCGAGACUCAAGUGCAAAUAAUUCCGUGUCCCCCUCGGAGAGCCUGCGGGCCAGCGAGAAGCACCGGAGCUCCACGGACUACAGCAUCGACUCCAAGAAGAGGAAAGCGGAGGAGAAGGACAGCAUGAGCCGAUAUGACAGCGAUGGUGACAAGAGCGAUGACCUGGUGGUCGAUGUCUCCAACGAGGACCCCGCCACCCCCCGGGUGAGCCCGGCCCAUUCCCCCCCGGAGAACGGCCUGGACAAAGCCCGCGGGCUGAAGAAGGGGGACGCUCCCAACAGCCCGGCCUCCGUGGCCUCCUCCAGCAGCACUCCCUCCUCCAAGACCAAGGACCUGGGCCACAAUGACAAAUCCUCCACGCCCGGCCUCAAGUCCAACACUCCGACGCCCAGGAACGACGCUCCCACCCCGGGCACCAGCAGCACCCCGGGGCUGCGGCCCAUGCCCGGCAAGCCCAGCGGCAUGGACCCCCUGGCCUCGGCCCUGCGGACGCCCAUCUCCAUCGCGGGCUCCUACGCGGCGCCCUUUGCCAUGAUGGGGCACCACGAGAUGAACGGGUCUCUGACGAGCCCCGGCGCCUACGCGGGGCUGCACAACCUCCCCCCGCAGAUGAGCGCGGCCGCCGCCGCCGCUGCCGCCUACGGCCGGUCGCCAAUGGUCGGGUUUGACCCUCACCCACCCAUGCGAGCCCCGGGCCUGCCCUCCAGCCUGGCGUCCAUCCCUGGAGGGAAACCGGCGUACUCGUUCCACGUGAGCGCGGACGGGCAGAUGCAGCCGGUGCCGUUCCCGCACGACGCGCUGGCGGGGCCCGGCAUCCCGCGGCACGCGCGGCAGAUCAACACGCUGAGCCACGGCGAGGUGGUGUGCGCCGUCACCAUCAGCAACCCCACCCGCCACGUCUACACCGGCGGCAAGGGCUGCGUCAAGAUCUGGGACAUCAGCCAGCCCGGCAGCAAGAGCCCCAUCUCCCAGCUGGACUGCCUGAACAGGGAUAACUACAUCCGCUCCUGCAAGCUGCUGCCGGACGGGCGCACGCUGAUCGUGGGGGGCGAGGCCAGCACUCUGACCAUCUGGGACCUGGCGUCGCCCACACCGCGCAUCAAGGCCGAGCUGACGUCGUCAGCGCCCGCGUGCUACGCGCUGGCCAUCAGCCCCGACGCCAAGGUGUGCUUCUCGUGCUGCAGCGACGGCAACAUCGCCGUCUGGGACCUGCACAACCAGACCCUCGUCAGGCAGUUCCAAGGGCACACGGACGGGGCCAGCUGCAUAGACAUCUCCCACGACGGUACGAAGCUGUGGACGGGGGGCCUGGACAACACGGUGCGCUCCUGGGACCUGCGGGAAGGGCGGCAGCUGCAGCAGCACGACUUCACCUCCCAGAUCUUCUCUCUGGGGUACUGCCCGACGGGCGAGUGGCUGGCGGUGGGCAUGGAGAGCAGCAACGUGGAGGUGCUGCACCACACCAAGCCCGACAAGUACCAGCUGCACCUGCACGAGAGCUGCGUGCUCUCCCUCAAAUUCGCCUACUGCGGGAAGUGGUUUGUGAGCACUGGGAAGGACAACCUGCUCAACGCCUGGAGGACGCCCUACGGAGCCAGCAUCUUCCAGUCCAAGGAAUCCUCGUCCGUGCUGAGCUGUGACAUCUCUGCGGAUGACAAGUACAUCGUCACGGGCUCUGGGGACAAGAAGGCCACGGUCUACGAGGUCAUCUACUGAGCCUGGGAUUUGCAGCACCGGGAAUGCUCCGGGAAUGCCGAGGGGAGGCCCCGGGCCCGGCCCCGCCGCACUCGGAUUUAUUUGGAGAUCUGCAACUCUGGCACACAUGGAAGCCCUAAACGGAUUUUUAUUUGGUUUUAAGGUUUUGGGGUUCCUUUUGAUUUUUUUUUUUGGUUUUGUUUUCCGGUUCUUUCCGUCUGGCUUUGGUGGCACUAUAAAGGACUCCUUUUUUUAUUGGGACUUUUUUUUUGUGCAUCCCGCAUAAGACUUGUGAAAAAUGUAAAUACUGGACUAGGAAAUAGCGUGGGAAGGGGGGACCCUCCCAGUACACUUAGUUGUGUAUUUUUGUCUGCUGUAAUUGUAUUCCACUGAUGGUUUUGGUGGUGGCAAUUUUAUUCUGGGGGUUUUUUUGGUUGGUUUUUUUUUUUUGGUUUUUGUUUUUUGGGGGUUUUUUCCCCCUUUUCCUUCCCCCUCCGGAAGUGUCCGUGGGGACUUUGCCAUCCAGGCUGAGCAGAGAUGUCCACUGGUGAAAAGUUGUUCCUCCUGUCGUGCGUCGUGUGUUAGUGAUGGUGGGGAAUCGCUCGGAUCCUCAGCUACUGACGGGACAUCAACACAAUCACCUUGGGGUUUGUUUUUUAUAGAUGGAUUUAUGGAUUUAUCCUUAUUUUUUUUUCCGUGCUUGGAUGUUUGAAGAAAAGGGGAAGCCCACGCAAGCCCUUCUUGGUCUUCGGACAGAAGCAAAUGAGGAGUGAUUUCAAAGAAAGCUUAGAAAAUUCAGCUCAGGGAGCCACGAAAGAUAAUAGCAAACUUAUGUGUUUUGUAUUCAAAUGAAAGUAAAGAAUUAGAAUUGAUAACCUUGAAAAAAAAAAGACAAAAAAAAAAUACAGUUUUUUUUAAAAGCGAAAAGUUUACUAACAAGUAGGGUUUGUGUGUGGUGGGGGGCUGUUUGUGGUCCUUGUGGGCUUUAUGGUCUUGUGUCUUCUGGUUUUAUGGAGCAACUCCCUCCCCCCACAGGCCUUUUGUACUAAAGGGUUCCAAAAAGGACAAAAAAAAAAGACAAAAAAAAACAA
Molecule: messenger RNA, 3730 nt
Organism: Passer domesticus (house sparrow)
Lineage: Eukaryota; Metazoa; Chordata; Aves; Passeriformes; Passeridae
Gene: TLE3
Product: TLE family member 3, transcriptional corepressor
Biological process (GO): negative regulation of canonical Wnt signaling pathway; regulation of DNA-templated transcription
Cellular component (GO): transcription regulator complex; nucleus
Molecular function (GO): protein binding; transcription corepressor activity
Source: RefSeq, a predicted model, not a curated record